Messenger RNA from Poeciliopsis prolifica (blackstripe livebearer), 1491 nucleotides. Its product is annotated as zinc finger protein 37 homolog. Gene Ontology annotation, cellular component: nucleus. Lineage: Eukaryota; Metazoa; Chordata; Actinopteri; Cyprinodontiformes; Poeciliidae. The transcript has 2 exons. Gene Ontology annotation, biological process: regulation of transcription by RNA polymerase II. The record is from RefSeq and is a predicted model, not a curated record. Gene Ontology annotation, molecular function: DNA-binding transcription activator activity, RNA polymerase II-specific; RNA polymerase II cis-regulatory region sequence-specific DNA binding. Bases 53 to 1438 code for a protein of 461 amino acids.
GACUUCUGAUAAUGAUACAGACCAACAACAACCACCAGAUAUUUGACACAUUAUGUCUGUUAUCAAGCAAGAUGUUCUUGCUCAUCAUUUUAUCCACAACCAACAAGACGUCUCUUUUCUGAACCAGAGGGAAUCUCUGAAAACCAAAGGGAGAGCAGAGGAACCAGAACCGGACCUUUCUGCACCAAAGCAAGAAACGGAUAACGCAAUAGGAAAAGAUUCUGCAUGUCUAGAAAUCAAAGAAGAGCCAGAGGAACUAGAACUGCAACAAAUGAAGGAAGAUGAUUAUCAAUUAGGAUCUCUGCAGAUUGUAAAGAUUGAGGUUGAAGACAUCAGUCAAGAUGAAAACCAGGAUGUACUGGACCAAGAGAAGAAUACCUUAAUGGGAACCAAUUCUGUAUCUCACCAAAUGAAAGAGGAACCAGUGGAACUAGAAGUUAAACAAAUAAAGGAACAGGAAGAUGGAUCAGGACUUGAGCAGAUGGCAAACUCUGAGGCUGAUGGAAUCAGUCAGGAUGAAGACCAGGAAUCAGCAGAGGAGGAGAGUGAUAUCUUAAUCCUAAAGCUUUGUGAUGAUGAAACAGACCACCAAGAACCAGACCUCAAUGGAACCCAAAUCAUCUUUCAGAACAUCCCUGAAGCAGAUCAUCAUCAGGGAAUAAAGACUAACGAAGCCUCGGGAUCCCGCAGAGACAAACAACAACAGAAGACCAGAAGUGAGAAUGAAGAGCAAAGGAUGAAGGGCAAGAAAAUUCAGAAGAAUAAAACAUUGAAACAGUGCAAAGUGUGUCAUAAAAGUUUUAAAUUCAACUGUGGAUUAACAGUUCACAUGAGAACUCACACAGGUGAGAAGCCUUUCUCAUGUAUCAUCUGUGGAAAGUCUUUUAAUCAAAAAAGUAAUUUGAUUAGCCACAUGAGAACUCACACAGGUGAGAAACCUUUCUCAUGUCUAACCUGUGGAAAAAGUUUCAAUCAAAAACAUAUUUUGAAUUGCCAUAUGAGAACUCACACAGGUGAGAAGCCUUUCUCAUGUCUAACCUGUGGAAAAUGUUUCAGACACAAAAAUGAUUUGAAUAGCCACAUGAGAACUCACACAAGUGAGAAGCCAUUUUCAUGCUUAACCUGUGGGAAGGGUUUCAACACAAAGCGUAAUUUGACUAACCACAUGACAAAUCAUACAGGUGAGAAACCUUUUUCUUGUAAAACCUGUGGGAAAAGUUUCAAUCAAAGAGGAAGUUUGACAAGCCACAUGAGAACUCACACAGGUGAGAAGCCUUUUUCAUGUAUCAUUUGUGGAAAGGGCUUCAAUGCAAAACGUAAUUUGACUAACCACAUAAGAAAUCAUACAGGUGAAAAGCCUUUCUCAUGUGGAACCUGUGGUAAAGGUUUCAGUCAUAAAAAAAGUUUGAUUAACCAUGUUAUAAUUCACACAAAAUAGAAACCUUUCCAGUUACACAAAGUCAUGUGACUGAGGCGUUAACCGAAGCGUUU